AUGCAGUGGUUGAGAUUCGGCCAGUGGAAGCCCGCGGAAGGCUACAAUGUUGAGCACAUCACGGCGUUUGUGCGGGCGGCCGAGAACCGCAGAUCGCCGCUGAUUCUGCAGUUGUUUCCUUCAUCGCUCGAGCUAACCCCGUCGCUAAUCCACGCGGCUGCCGCUACAGCAAAAAGCGCCUCGGUGCCGGUCUCAGUCCGUCUCGAUCAUGCGCAGGAUUGGGAGCAGAUCCAAUAUGUCGCGGACAAUCUUCCAUUCGAUUCCAUCAUGGUGGACAUGAGUCAUUACGAGAAGGAAGAGAACCUCGCCAAGACCAGGGCGCUGCGAGAAUAUUGUCACGGGCGGGGAAUCGCGGUCGAGGCCGAGACCGGGCGCAUCGAAGGAGGAGAGGAUGGGAUUGUGGGAACGGGCGACCUAGAGGGGAUUUCCACCACCUCAGAAGAUGUGGGACAGUUCCUCGACGCUGGCGUUGAUCUUCUGGCUCCCAACGUGGGAAACCUGCAUGGGGAUUAUGGGCCAAGGGGGCCACAGUUGGACAUGAAUCGGCUCCAUCAGCUGUGUCGAGCCUGCGUCGAGGUGGGAGUCACUAAGUUCAAUGUCAACAAGCUGGUGCUGGAUCCCUGGCAUGAGCAUCCUCGGAGGAAUGUGAACAAACCGUUGACGCAGUUGAUGGGGGAAGGGAUUGAGGUGUUGACGAGGGAGAUGGAGAAGUGGAUGGAUGUGGUGGGAAGCAGCGGCAUGGCUGACACGGCAGGCGCGACCGCGACGCCUUAG
Aspergillus japonicus CBS 114.51 is the source of this 774-nucleotide messenger RNA. RefSeq names its product class II fructose-bisphosphate aldolase. The coding region runs from base 1 to 774 and encodes 257 amino acids. The transcript is spliced from 5 exons. Gene Ontology annotation, biological process: carbohydrate metabolic process. Lineage: Eukaryota; Fungi; Ascomycota; Eurotiomycetes; Eurotiales; Aspergillaceae. The record is from RefSeq and is a predicted model, not a curated record. Gene Ontology annotation, molecular function: aldehyde-lyase activity; zinc ion binding.